Messenger RNA from Mya arenaria, 1248 nucleotides. RefSeq lists its product as uncharacterized. Gene Ontology annotation, cellular component: membrane. The record is from RefSeq and is a predicted model, not a curated record. The coding region runs from base 198 to 728 and encodes 176 amino acids. The transcript has 3 exons. NCBI's taxonomy places the organism in Eukaryota, Metazoa, Mollusca, Bivalvia, Myida, Myidae.
UUUAUUUUCCUGUGAAAGUUAUAGGAGUGUUUACUAGUUUGUGGAAUAUUAUGUGAUUUAAAAUAGAAACAAAUCAUGCAGGUCUCCUUUAGAAAUGUACAAGGAAAUAUGUUUUGUACAUUUAUCUUCAAUUAGUUAGUAUGAUAACAUUAGAAAUCAGAACCACAAUCUGAACUAUAUUGGAUUUAGAAUAAAUAAUGUCAAUUUUGGAAAACCUUGGAUUUAUAUCUCUUGUUAUUACCGUCGCGGCCAUUUUUAUGAGUUUUGUGACGCCAUAUUGGGUAAAUGAGUAUGAUGAUUAUAUCAUGAAACCGGUGCAUAAAGGUUUGUUGGUGAAUUGUGAGAAGGACAUGUGUUCUUGGUUCUUUAAUGAGAGGAUUAGCAGAGAGUUCCCAGCAUGGUUCAAGGCGACGCAGGGUUUGAUGUCCGUGGCGCUGGUCCUAGGCCUCCUGGCUCUGCUGGUGGCCACAAUAUCUCUGUGUUGCACGUGCCAUCGAUGUAACUCUCAUCAACCCAUCUGUGGAUUUCUCAUUGUCGCAUCUGUGGCUAUAGCGGUAGGCAUCGUGAUAUUCGGGAUCAAGGCGAAGCAGGAUUGGGGCAUAGACUUACAGGUGGAAAAAAUGUCUAGAGGCCGGUUUGGAUGGUCAUUUUGGACAGCCAUAGGGGCUGCGGUCAGCGCCCUGCUGACUUCUACCAUAUACUGUUGUAUGAAAAGAAAGAGCCAAUAAAUGGAGCAUUGCGUGAGAUGAAAGUGGAAUGGAUGUUCCUGCAUUGUACUAGUCCUAGCUUUAUAGACUUUUACUUUCACACGGCUACUGUUGAGUCUAAGAUUGAUGGUGUUGGAAACUCAACACGUCCGUGUCCAAAUUCAGUACACGCUGUUUUAGUAUACAUUUUGUACAAUAAAUUUUUUCGAAUAUUUUUUUUACAAAAAUAUAAUUUUAAUACAGACAUUAUUCACUACUAGAAGAAUUUAUGAAAGAUACUUAUUAAACACCUGUUUACCACUGGGUGGGAAGAUUUGACGCACCGCAACUCAUUCUGUAAACCACUUUCGCGUGUGUACGAUUGUUUAAGAUGUUAUGUCGUGGUUAUAAAUAGCGACUAAUGAGCUUGUCGAAAGCUAUUAAAGCAAUGAUAUUCACAACUUUUUUAAAUACUUAAUGCCACAAUUACCUUGUUGAUUUCCCUCUCAUUUAUGAAUCGUCUGGCUGGAUAGUUUAAUGUUUUUACAUUGCAGUUAUUAUU